This is a messenger RNA of Suillus plorans, 714 nucleotides long. RefSeq lists its product as uncharacterized. Bases 1 to 714 code for a protein of 237 amino acids. The record is from RefSeq and is a predicted model, not a curated record. NCBI's taxonomy places the organism in Eukaryota, Fungi, Basidiomycota, Agaricomycetes, Boletales, Suillaceae. The transcript has 3 exons.
AUGCCUGCAACUCCUGCAUCCACUUCUGGCACUCUGAAUGCCGGAAGCCAUUACCGACCCCUGAAGCUGAGCCUUGGAACUAUUUCCUGCACAUUGGCAAUGGCUGGAUCGCGGGUCCGUGCAUGCAUCUCUCAAUAUCAGACGGAAGCUGCCAACAAUGGUCUAUCUUCUGACCGGAUAAAGUAUUUUAAAGCUGGGCUGCAAUGGGAGAUGAAUACUUUUGUCACACCACUCCUGCAGUACUCAGCUUCACAGAAUAUCGUGUCGGUUCUUCCGGUCCCUGUCGCUUAUAUCCUUAAGUUGUAUCCCAUGCUAACCUGGAACACGGUUCCGGACGACGUCUUUUCAUUCCACCUCCUUUCAUUUGAUGAUGAGGCAAUUGCAGGACAUCCGUCCCGGAUUGUGUUUGCAUAUACAUGUCCAUGGUGGAUGGGAAACACCACAAUCCCGGAUCAACCAUGGCAGUGGGAUGAAAUAAUGGCUUCCUGCGUCUCUCACUACCAGUAUUGGGCGCUUAAUGUUGAGGAUGAUGCUUUGGUUCUUCCAGAGAAGUUGAGAAACACUUCGACUCCACCACUUAUGGGACUGAGGUGGAUUAAAGAACGCAUGGAAGCAUUGAUGGAGGAGCAAGAUCAGGGCAUCAAAGCCAAGAUGGCAGAGGUGAAGAUGUACACUGACAUGUUAGAGAAAUUGAGGAAAGGCAAAGGAGUGUAG